CAGAGAAAUGAUAUAUCACCUUCCAACAGAGUACUUGUGGACCCUCUCGCCGAAUUACAGAUUAAGACGCUUUACAAUUGUUGAUAAAAAUCAAACAAAAAGGAAUAAGGCCAAAAGAAAAAGAAAAAAGAAAAAAAAAGACACUUUACAAUUGCCAAUUUCUCAAAUUUUGUUAAUGCAAAAAAAUUGACUGUUUCUUGUUUACCUUUUUUUGGCCCCCGAGUUCUAUUUAUUGUUGCAUUGUUAAUCAGAUCUCAGAUAAUUUCUUCAAAAAAGUAGAUGCAUAUAUGCAUAAUACAAACAAAGCAGUUGCAUAAUUUUAUUCCACAUUUUUUUUUCCCCGUUUUUAUUAAUAAAUUAAUAGCAAUAAAUUCAACCACUUGUCAAAUUUGUCUGGAACCGUGAGGGGAUUGUUCAAAGGAAAGCUCUCUAUAUAUUCAACUACCAUUCUUUGCUUUAGCACCACUCAUUCUUAUUUUAUCACCAUUACUUCUACUACUUAAGCGCCUCCAUUUUCUUCCUCAAUACGGACUCCCCUCAUUGGCUAUUCAAUCACUUCUCCAAAAUGGCUGACUUAGAAGGCUCUUCUACAAAUAAGACGCAAGCAGACUCGAGAGCAGAGGAAAUAAGUGAAGAAUCAAAGCUUCAGUUCUCAAAAGACGAGGAAACACUAAUCAAAAGGAUGUAUAAUCUAGUUGGAGAGAGGUGGGCUAUCAUCGCUGGAAGGAUCCCUGGACGGACAGCCGAGGAGAUCAAGAAGUACUUGACGUCUACAUACCCAUCAACAACUCAACCAAAAGUUGAAUAAAAGAAAAUCAUGGGUGUUUUCUUGAAAUAUUUGGGUAAAUUAUACGUACCUCUUUUAUUACUUUUUGGCAAAUUCUGCACUUAUAUUCUCUCUAGGCAGCAAAAUUUCACUAGAGACAAAUCCUAGUCAAUUGAUCAGAGAGAUCUAUUGCAGAAUUUAUCAAAUUAUAUAUAUAUAGAUAUAUACACACUUAUGUAUGUAUUAAAUUAAGAUUUAAAUUUAUCCAAAUGUUUUAAGAUGGAAGGCAAUUGGUUCCACGUUUUUCAUCUGUUGUUAUCGCAUCGUUGGCGUUGAGCUGGAGUUAGAUGCCUGGUUUAUCAUGCGUAUUGUACUCAUGCGUACUGGUUUCGCUGUACAAAGUACUUUUUGGUAAUCUGAUCGGAUCAUUUUGUUAUUUGGUCAAUGGUAGUUGCAUUUAUAGCACAAAAAAUGAUCUGAUCUAAACAUUAUAUACGUGUCCUUGCGUCAGCUUAUGUUUCUCUAUCCAUAACGUUAUCGGAAUAUUUUCUUAUUUUAUC
Ziziphus jujuba (common jujube) is the source of this 1326-nucleotide messenger RNA. RefSeq names its product MYB-like transcription factor ETC1. The transcript is spliced from 3 exons. Bases 566 to 808 code for a protein of 80 amino acids. Lineage: Eukaryota; Viridiplantae; Streptophyta; Magnoliopsida; Rosales; Rhamnaceae. The record is from RefSeq and is a predicted model, not a curated record. Gene Ontology annotation, cellular component: nucleus. Gene Ontology annotation, molecular function: transcription cis-regulatory region binding. Gene Ontology annotation, biological process: cell differentiation.